Molecule: messenger RNA, 7173 nt
Organism: Danio aesculapii
Lineage: Eukaryota; Metazoa; Chordata; Actinopteri; Cypriniformes; Danionidae
Gene: notum1a
Product: notum, palmitoleoyl-protein carboxylesterase a
Exons: 11
Coding region: 167-1669 (500 amino acids)
Molecular function (GO): hydrolase activity
Source: RefSeq, a predicted model, not a curated record
ACAAGAGCCAGAGGAGAGUUUUCAGGUCAGCGCAGGAGAGAACUUAGGGGACUUCUGAAUUUUGCUCUCCUGUUCUGCAGUUUUGACUCCGCGUAAGUGUUUGUUUGCUUUUAAAUUUUGCCUUGUGGUUCAGAAGACUCUCAGCAUCACCUCCGGAUUUUGCGCGAUGAAGAGGAGCCUCCGGGUGGUGCAGGUCCUCCACUGGGCGGUGAUGCUGGCUUUGGUUCAGUGCGGCGCGCUCGGUGCGCGGAGGUUCCGCGGAGGUCGAAACCCGCAGCCGCGGCGAGCGCUGCCCUCUGCUCAUUACCGGGACCGCGGAGAAACCACCGAGAGCUUCUCACUGGAUUUCACAGCCGUGGAGGAAAACAUGGACAACUUCAUGACUCAGGUGAAGAACCUGGCGCAGUCCCUCUACCCCUGCUCGGCCCAGAAGCUCGACUAUGACAUGAAGUUACACUUUCUGGAGAAUACAUCGGUCACCUGUAAUGAUGGGACUCCUGCGGGGUACUACCUGAAGGAGUCCAAAGGAAGCAAAAGAUGGUUAAUAUUUCUUGAGGGUGGCUGGUACUGCUUCAACAAAGAGAACUGCGACAGCAGAUACGAGACUAUGAGGAGACUCAUGAGCUCCUCCAAAUGGCCACAAACCAAGACAGGCACAGGAAUGCUGUCUUCACUCCCAGAGGAAAACCCACACUGGUGGAACGCCAACAUGGUCUUCAUCCCUUAUUGCUCAAGUGAUGUGUGGAGUGGAGCCUCACCAAAAACGGAUCAAAAUGACUACGCUUUCAUGGGUUCGCUGAUUAUAAAGGAGGUCGUGAAGGAUCUGCUUUCCAAAGGUCUGGAUAAUGCAAAGAUCCUGCUGUUAGCUGGAAGCAGUGCGGGCGGCACCGGGGUCUUGCUGAACGUGGACUCGGUGUCAGAGCUUCUGGAAGAGCUGGGCCACACCAACAUCCAGGUCAGGGGUCUGUCCGACUCAGGCUGGUUUUUGGACAACAAGCAGUACAGAUGCACUGACUGUGUGGACACCAUCAACUGCGCCCCUACCGAGGUCAUCAAGAGAGGAAUCAAAUAUUGGGGUGGUGUGGUUCCUGAGCGAUGCAGACAGGCUUAUGAAGGAAAAGAGUGGAACUGCUUCUUUGGAUAUAAGGUUUAUCCUACCAUCAAACGACCUGUGUUUAUCGUGCAGUGGCUGUUCGAUGAGGCUCAGCUCACGGUGGACAACAUCCAUCUGACAGGUCAGCCUGUGCAGGAAGGACAGUGGCGCUACAUUCAGAAUUUAGGGACUGAGCUGAGGAACACUCUGAAGGACGUCCCUGCCAUGUUUGCUCCAGCUUGCCUCUCACAUGAAUUCAUCACAAGAAACUACUGGACCGAUGUUCAAGUCAAAGGCACGUCUUUACCGCGAGCGCUGCACUGCUGGGACCGCAGUCUACAAGACACCAGCAGAAAUAACAAAUCGCCCCCCAAAGGCUGUCCCGUGCACUUGAUCGACAGCUGCCCGUGGCCUCACUGCAACCCCACGUGCCCAACCAUCCGGGAUCAAUCCACAGGGCAGGAGAUGAACGUCAUCCAGUUCCUCAUGCACAUGGGCUUCGAUGUCCAGAAGAUGGCCCACCAGCAGGGAAUGGACCCGAGUAAACUCCUGGGCAUGCUCAGCAGUGGCAGCUAAGCACCAUGGAGGGACUUGCUCCAAUUUGGGGCUUCCCUUCAGUCCAUUUGAUACCUCCGACCCUUAAACCCUCCUCAGCUUUGACCUCAGGCUGAGUCCCGCCUUCAGUCGAUGCUCUGUCCAACUCUCUACGGGCAUCCAUCUCCUCAUCCAUGAUCAGUUUAACAGUCCAGAUGGCAUCCAUUUUGCUCCAGUGUGUAUAUAGGUAUUACCCGUGCAGAUCAUUAUCAGUUUGGAGAUGGCCGAGAUGCCUUGAUUAGAGAUUUGGAACGGAGCCGCUCCCAGAUCCACCUUAGUUGAACCAUGGGCUGCUGACUGUUCAAACGCAGUACAGGCGAAAGUACUGAACAACAUGUAACCGGGACAAGGUACAACUACAUCUUUGCUCUUAAUUAUCUUUUGGUUAUAAAAGUAUCACGAAUGUAAUCCAGUUUUACGGAUCUUCAGCAUUGUUAUUGAUGUAUUUGUUUGCUUUGUGGUUUAUGAUCUUAUCUUUUUUUAAAUUCAAUAUAUUAAGCUGCAGAUUAUUCGAUUUUUAUGUCUGUUCCGAGAAAGAAAUCCAGAGAGAGAGAGUGUUAAGAGUUUAUGAAGUACAUGUAAAAUAUAUGGAUCAACACAGGACUAUAUAAGAUCAUAUAAACAGGAGCUUCACAUCUGAAAUGCACUGGAUCACUGGCUUUAAAGCCAACAUCAUGCUUGAGGUGUUGCUAAUGCUGGGUUCAGACUACACACAGCAGACGGAUUUUGGCUAGAUACAAAAUCCAAGAUACACAUCGAGCAUUGUGGUGAUUCAUGAACAACAACAGGCAUUGGGAUAGAAAUAUAUAGUUUGUCAUAGAGGACAACGACCAACAUCAAAUCAUCAUGGCAUCCUGACAGAGAGACAAACUGUGUUUGUAUUUGCUUUGGUUUCCUACAAUGGGGAAAUAGCCAAAAAAUUCCAUGAAACGAUCAAUAGGAGCACAGAAGUUCCUAGGAUAUAGCAUUCAAACACAGCUAAACAAAAGACAGAUGAUGAAAUUGGUGCAGCUAGGUUUAAAUAUGCACAGAUUUGUAGGGCUAUAGUGAGGAUUUCCCAGCAUGUGCUCUUUCAGAAAUAAAGGUACAAAAACUGCCACUGGGGUGGCAUCCUUUCGAAAGCCACACAUUUUUCUACUUACAGCAUACAUAAUUGUAUCUAAUUGAUUCAUACUACCCUACAAAGUCAAAGUGCAGCAACUACAGAAACACUAAAGCUGAGAAAAAGGCCUUUAAAAUGUUUUACACCAGCCAGAUAAACAUGUUGCUGUGAAUAUCAGUGAUUUUGUUUCUCUUACAGCACUAAAUUGACUGUGUCAGAAGGCCUUAACUCAGUUUUGACCAAAUGUGUAGUUACAACUCUUUGCCUUUGAACACCAACGUAUUAUACUUUAAAUGUACAUAUAUGUACUUAACUCAUUAACAGGCAUCGUACUUGCCUGGGUGACCUUUUGUCCAUAGGUUAUCAUUAAAAACAAGUACUUUUAUUUCUGAGAGAUUAUAAUGUGUAUCUUAAAGUGUCUCAAGAAGAAUUUGGGAGUCAAAAUCUCUGAAUCUGACACAGUGACUAUUGUAAAAUAGAAGAAUAAUAUUGUGUAGUCUGAACCUGACAUUAACCCAACCUUGUUAAUGAAGUAUCGCUAACUUAUUUAAUGCUAAAAUGUGUCAUCAUAAUAAUAAUUCUGUCAUCCUCAUUUUUAUAAUGCCAUUCUAAACCUGAACUAUUUAUUUUAAUCAGUAAACUCUAACUUUUGAAGAAUGCCCAAGCUUCUGUUUUUGUGUAUGGUCAUUUAUACUUGCAAAAGACAAAAAAUUAAAGUGUGAUAGUAGACUAAACAUUAUUUUUGAGACAUUCAGAUGCUCUACUGGUACUCCAUAGCUCUCAUUCUCAGUUGUGGUCAAUUAAAGAUGCAACAAUCUUUGGAGCCAAUGAGGUGAUGUGCAUGAAACAUUUUAAGCCAUUUGGUACUUAUGACUAGUUUCCACUGAUCAGUGCAUUUUACUAGGGUACAGUAUGCCUUUUUUUCCAUUUCCACUGUCAAAAGUACCAAAAUAGAGAACUGUACAGUCCCACCUUCUGGGAAACCUCUUGUGAGGGUGCCUAGAACAACAUUAUGGUACCAAAAGAGUGGAGCUAGACUCAGUGCUGAACACUAUUGAAUUACAAAGAAGCGUCACUUCUGCAUGGAACAAGACAAGCGAAAGACAAGCCUCAUCAGAGUGACCUGUACCGAACCGUCAUUAUGGUUCCUUUCCAUUGAGCAUUAUGGUUCAGUAAAGUACAGUAUGCAUUUAUUUCCAGUUCCUUUGUGAAAAGUACCAAAACAGACACUUUUUUUGAGAUCCUUUAGUAAGGGUACCUAGCACAACAGUACAGUACAAAAAGGUUGAUGGCUUGCGGCAAUGAAUCAUGGUCCACUUGAGCUCAAUCAAAACUUUUCUCUUCUUGUGACAAACAGCCACAUGCCAAGAGUAUUUGGAUAUCUUAUUUGAGCCAGAAUGGAGUCGAUCUCAACUUUCUGACAUAAAAAAUGCCUACUGAGUAAAAGCCAAUUUCUUUUUUUGCUUCUAGUCUCAGCUAUAGGUCUGCCUUCACACAAUUGCAAACUCUUCGCCAAACCCAGACACAAACCUCUCAAAAAUGGUACACAAGAGCACAAGAUCUGUGAUUUCAUAGUGGUAGUGGUAACAAGUAUGGGCAGGUCAAGUCGUGGUAGUGGAACAAGUCUGAGAUCACAUCAUUCAAUCAUUCAGAGAGAAAUUCCUAUAAAUAAUCAGAAUAUCCUACCUUCCAUUCUUGAAUCUCGAUUCAGCAUCCCUACGCCACUCAGACUCCGUACCUCUAAAAGAUUACUUCUCUUGCCCAGGGAAGAACAGGGGAAACUUUCUAAGAGCGUGCUCAACAUUGAGCUUGGACCUCCUUUCUAGACAACUGGUUCCCGAUUCCAGUCCUCAGGAGCCCCCGAGCUGCACAUUUUGUAUGUCUUUCUUACUUAACACACCUGAUUCAGAUCAUCAGUUCGCUACAGAGAUCCAUGAACUGAUCCUUGUGUGUCAAAUAAGAGAGACAUACAAAAUCUGCCUGGCGGAGGAUCUCGAGGACCGGAAUUGGAAACCACUAUUCUGGACAAAGUGGAUCGAGCUUGGGAGUCUUUUCAAAUGCAGAGGCCUCUCCUCAGACUGCACACCAGAAUAUGACUUUUUUUUCCUUAAAUCUGCGGGUUUCAACUUGUGAAAGAAUUAUUGCAAUGUAACACAGACAGAAUGCAGAAGUAUGCUUACAAUUGGCUACAUCAGGGUGCCACAACUCCUAGAGGACUGAUAUCCUGCAAAGUUUAGUUCCCACCCCAAAUAGACACACAUGGGCUAGCUAAUUAAGCUCUGACUAAGCUGUCUAGAAACAUUUGUGCAGAUGUGUUAAGGCAAGUUGGAGCUAAAUACUGCAUGAAACUGGCCCUCCAAGACAGAGUUUGGGCAAUCAUGGGCUACAUGCAAGGUAAUCAUCAUAAGGUAUGGUGAUCACUUGAUGCAGAAGUGUAAAUCAUUCUUAUGGGUACAAUUGGCAGUGGAAAGGCAAGGCUGAUCUGGGUGACCUUUACCGAAUUGUAUUGUCCUAAACUGAACUGUACUGCUUAGUGGAAACAAGACAUUAAAGUCACAAUGCAGAGCAUAGGCCAGAGGUGCUCAACUCUGUUCUUGGAGAUCUACCCUCCUGCAGAGUUCUGCUGCAACUCGAAUUAAACAUCCCUUUCUUUAAUCACCAAGCGCUCCUUCAGACCCUACUUAGUUGCUUUAGUUGUGUGUGAUCAGAAUUGGAGCUAAACUCUUCAUGAAAGUAGAUCUCCAGGCUUGAGCCCCCUGGCAUAGACCAGUGUUUCUAAACCAUGUUCCUGAAGGACCAACAACACUUCAUCUAGGUAAAGGCCUUUUACCUUUAGUGUACCUUUUCGAUGUCUUCUUUGUCGGUCACACCCAUUACAGCUCUUUCAAUCUCUGCUAAUGAUCUGAAUCAGGUGUGUUUGGCUAAGGAGACAUGAAAAACGUGCAGAGCUGGUGGUCCUCCAGGAAGGUGGUUGAGAAAUGCUGGCAUAGAGUGAUCAAGAUGGAAGAAGUCCUAUGGACCUUCAGGUUCCCUUUUGGAGCAGUAUAAGUGAAGUUUCAUAAACUAAUUUCGAGAGGAGCACGUGAUAUGAUUGAGCACGACUGGCCGCUCAUCUGUAGUCAGUAAUAAUCCAAUCAGAGUAAUCCUAGUUUACUAUAAAUGGAUCAUUUUCUUCCUACUGCUCUAUCUUCAUUUGGAAGAAUCCCCCCUUCCACCCCAUCUCCUCCUUUUCCUCCCCUUUUUAAAGGGGGAGCUCUCGAGACCUACCUGAUCUCGGAUCUCCUGAUAUGCUUAUUGACUAGGGCGGGAGCCCUGGGCUCAAAUAUCUCCGAGCUCAGGGUUCUCUCCCGGGACAGCAUGCCAAACGCCAAGCAUAUCUAAGUGGGAACUCUUGAAAUCCACUUAUGAUGAAAACAGAUGAUUGGACAGGGUUGAAAAAUGUUAAAUUACAUGAAGGUGAGUAAAUGAUGCCAGAACUAAUUGUAUACAUAUAAAACACUAUGCUAAAUGCUAAUUCCCCUUCGUCACAUUCCAUGCACACAAUAUCCUGAUAUGACCCUGCAACUCAGGUUAGGUUGUACCUUUUUGGUGUACCUUCAGUUGAACUCGUUCACUUUGUCUAAAAGGGUAAUUCACUCAAAUUCAACUGUGUAGAAAGCUCGGAGCAUGUUUCUCUCAGUAACACAAUGGUAAAAUAAGCAACACUGUAUGAGUGAAAUUCCACUUCACGUAAUAAACUAUUGUACUGACAUGAAAGUAAGGCAAGGAUUGAAAGCAGGAUGAUAUUAUCAAUGCAAAUUCAGACUCGAUUGGGAGUUGGUUAUUGUGUUUUUCAUAAUUGUAUAGGUUUAACAGCUCACUCUUUUGAGGGUACUUUUGUCAAAUGAAGACUCUAGACUGUUCAAAUAUUUAAUAGAAAAUUACUUCUUAAUAUAAGUUGUAUGUAGCGGUUUUAUGAAUAUUAAAAAAAUCAUUAAAAGAUAACCAAAAGAAAAGAAAACAACAGAGAUGUGAAGGUAUUACUAAUUACUAUUUUGUUGUGUAACAUACUUUUUUAACAGAAAACUCAAUCUACAUUGCAUAUUUAUUGUUAUGUAAAUCAUAUUUAUAAUGCUAUUUUCACAGAGAAGUGAUUCUUUGUACAUUGUAAAUAAUUCUGUUUAAUUUCUUGUGUUGAUUGCAUGUCUGUGUCCCUGAGAGAACACAUUACAGUUAUUCCAAAGAAAUUUCCAGUCCUGCUUUUUCAUUUAAUGACAUAUUUAAUCUCCAAAGCUCCAGUAUUCUUCCUCAGCAUAUCAUGUUUAUUUAGAGUGCUUUAGAGUGAAUUGAUUUAAAUUCUGAUUGGACAGGUUACGUUACACCUUUUGAUCUCACUAUUCUUUAU